Messenger RNA from Dioscorea cayenensis subsp. rotundata (Guinea yam), 898 nucleotides. Its product is annotated as protein trichome birefringence-like 33. Lineage: Eukaryota; Viridiplantae; Streptophyta; Magnoliopsida; Dioscoreales; Dioscoreaceae. Gene Ontology annotation, cellular component: Golgi apparatus. Gene Ontology annotation, molecular function: O-acetyltransferase activity. The transcript has 5 exons. The coding region runs from base 23 to 898 and encodes 291 amino acids. The record is from RefSeq and is a predicted model, not a curated record.
AACUCUUUUAGUCAAAAUUCAAAUGGAGUUCUCUUCUUCUCUCUAUUUCAUUGCUUUGUCUUCAGUUAUCAUCUUUGUGAUAACCACAUUUUAUGGCAAGAACUUCACCAACAUCUUUGAGAUAUCAAUCCAACAACCUCAUCAACAAAAACAAGAGAACGAGAAGUUACCGUUUGCGGUGGGGAAGACGGAGAAGGAGUGUGAUAUUUUCAAUGGUUCAUGGGUCUAUGACAAUAUAUCAAGACCGAUGUUCGAAGAGCAUGAGUGCCCCUUCAUUGAAAAGAAGAUGAUGUGUCAAGCUCAUGGAAGGCCUGAUAAAGGUUAUCAACAUUGGAGAUGGCAACCUCAUAACUGUUCCUUGCCAAGCUUCAAUGCAACAUUUAUGCUCGAAAAGCUUCGAGGAAAGACGAUGAUCUUUGUCGGAGAUUCACUCAACCGUGGCCAAUUCUCCUCCAUGGUUUGUCUUCUCCAAAGAUCAAUCCCACAACAUGCAAAAUCCUUUGAAAUACAUGAACCGAGAUUCAUCUUCAAAGCCAAGGAGUAUAAUGCAUCGAUCGAGUUUUAUUGGGCACCAUUUCUCUUGGAAUCAAACUGUGACAACUUCUACUAUCACCGAUUAUCAGAUCGAACUGUGAGAAAAGGAUCGAUCAAUGUGCAUGCUCAACAUUGGAAAGAAGCUGAUAUUUUGGUUGUUGAUACUUAUAUUUGGUGGAUGACAGGGCUUAAGUUGAAGAUCAUACAAGGAAAAGGAAAAGGAGAGGAGGAGAUGAUAAAUAUGGAAGGUGAAGAUGCAUAUAGGAUGGGGUUGAAAGAGUUGGUAGGGUGGGUUGAGAAGAACAUGGAUCCUAGAAAAACUAGGGUUUUCUUUGUCACCAUGUCACCUUCACAUCCCAUGUGA